AUGGCAGAAGCUUUUGUCUCUUUUCUCAUUGAGAGAGUUGAAGGAGUAUUGAAAAUAAACAAAGGUACCAUUUUAUGUGGUGCAAAACAGUAUGUUAAAGAUCUCCAAACAGAACUCAAGAAAAUGAAGCUUUUACUUAAAGAUGCUGAAGAAAAACAAAAGGAAAACAAAAAAUUAUGUGAUAUGAUUCAGAAUAUUCGAAGGGUUGCCUUCAAGAUCGAUGAUGAAGUAGAAAAUUACUACUUUGAGGUAGCGAAAAGUCGAAAAAUAUGGUUCAAAGGAGUUAUGGCACAUUAUAAGAGGAUAUAUUAUGGUAGGCAAAAGAAGUUUCAGUUGAGAAUGGUUGCAUAUAAAAGUAAUGUGAAAUGGUACACAAGGAAAUUGGAGUUUUAUGGUGUGAAGAAGAUAGUGCAUGGAAAAGAUUACGAUAAAAGGGUUGAUGGCAUAUACAGAUGGGAAGAAACUACUACUACGGUUAAGAUAAUAGAGGGUGAGUUUAAAGAACGUGAGAAGUCAAAGUUUGUAAGUAUGUAUGUGUUUAAUCAUGAGAAUAAGGUGUUGGAUCAAAGUUUUGAAAGAAUUUGA
Messenger RNA from Solanum dulcamara, 585 nucleotides. RefSeq names its product disease resistance RPP13-like protein 4. The record is from RefSeq and is a predicted model, not a curated record. The transcript has a single exon. Bases 1 to 585 code for a protein of 194 amino acids. NCBI's taxonomy places the organism in Eukaryota, Viridiplantae, Streptophyta, Magnoliopsida, Solanales, Solanaceae.